AUGUUCAGAAAGGAUUGCGUUUACGCGAGAGUGGAGCGGUUGUUGUAUUCCGUGUCUUUUUUUAUUUUAUUUCAGGCCUUUAGAAUGGACGAAAAUGUAAAACAGAAUCAAGGCACGUCCGCACAACCAUCUUCGGAGAAGCCCGGGCCCUCUAAAAAGGAGGACGACAAUGCAAGAUUUGAGUGCAAUAUUUGCUUGGAUACGGCUAAGGAUGCUGUGGUUUCCAUGUGUGGCCAUUUGUUUUGCUGGCCUUGUCUCGUACAGUGGCUGGACACGAGGCCAAAUCGCCAACUUUGUCCUGUUUGCAAAGCUGCCAUAAGUAAAGAUAAGGUUAUCCCGCUCUAUGGUCGAGGAGGUGACAAUACUGAUCCACGUGAGAAAAUGCCUCCCCGCCCGAGAGGUCAACGAACAGAAGCGCCACAACAGGGUUUUCCUGGAUUCCAAUGGGGCGAUGGAGGACCGGGAGGUGGUGUACAGUUUUCUUUAGGAAUUGGCGUUUUCCCUUUGUCUUUCUUCACAACCUGGUUCAAUGCACCACAAGAUCCACGUCCAGCUGCACCUCAACAGGGUUCUCGCCAAUAUCAAGAAGAGCAGUUUCUUUCUAACGUGUUUCUAUACCUUGGUGUUUUCUUCGUUUUAUGGCUUGUAUUCGUUUAA
Ostertagia ostertagi is the source of this 657-nucleotide messenger RNA. The record is from the annotation of a GenBank genome assembly. NCBI's taxonomy places the organism in Eukaryota, Metazoa, Nematoda, Chromadorea, Rhabditida, Trichostrongylidae.